AUGAACAUGCCGCACCUCAUGCGGCACAUCCAGGACACCGGGGCACUGCUUGACACUCUCUUCCCCAUUCAGCGGCAGUCCACCGCCGCCGUCCCUCCUUGCUGUACUGGGUCUCCUAGCUGCGUAAGUGGCGACAGCGAAGCUGCCGAGGAGGACGCGGAGCAGCUGGUCUCUGUUCAGACGGUCUCGGCAGCGCCUGCGUUUCGCGAGGAUGUUGUGGCGCUCCAUGCUACACUGCAGAAGCGCCUCGAGGAUCGCCGCGCGCGGCCUACGGGCCUGUGCCCCAUUCGGCGCGCACUCUAUUGUGACCUGUUCUCAGAGCUGGUGCGCCAGGUUACAGUCGAAGAACCGGCGCGGGGUCUCUUGCUGGCCCGCGUGCGAGAGGAAGCGGAACACGCCAUCCAGGUCCACGCUGCUUUGCUGUGCGAAGGCCAACGGUUUGUCGCCGGUAAGCUGAUGCAGGAGAAACAGGACGCACUCGCCCUGAAAGAGCGCAUCGCCGCCCUGCGUCAGGAGAAGGUGGCGUUAGAGGUACAGAAGCACGAGUUACUCGAGACACUGAAGGAAAUGGAGCAGCUCUUCGAGGAGGAACGGCAGCUGCGGCGCAAGCAGCGGCAGGAUGAAGUGAAGUACUUGCGGCACGCGAACCAGCAGCUGAGCCUGCGACUGAAGAUGGAGACGGAGCGAGAGUCGGCCGCGACUGAGGUAGAGGGUAGCAGUGAGGCAGCGCCAGCGACGUCGUAA
Messenger RNA from Leishmania mexicana MHOM/GT/2001/U1103, 744 nucleotides. Its product is annotated as 33 kDa inner dynein arm light chain, axonemal,putative. The record is from RefSeq and is a predicted model, not a curated record. The coding region runs from base 1 to 744 and encodes 247 amino acids. The transcript has a single exon. Lineage: Eukaryota; Euglenozoa; Kinetoplastea; Trypanosomatida; Trypanosomatidae. Gene Ontology annotation, molecular function: dynein heavy chain binding. Gene Ontology annotation, cellular component: axoneme.